UUUCUUCACCUCGUAUUUUAGCAGUGAUUCACCGUUUUGGGCAUUAGGCAUUCCGCUCAAAAUGGCAGUGUAGCGGCUUGCAGCGGAAAACUCGCAGCGGCAAAACCUGCAGUGCAACGGCGAAGUGCACUGAUUUUUUCAGCAAAAUGGCGUCCCUCGAGGCAACCACCCUCAGCACUGCUGCAUUUGACAGCAUAUCAACUUCGCUUGACCCGUCAAAACUCCUGUUCCAUUUGAGUCUACCUUUGACCAGCCAUGUCUCUAAACUCAAAGAUGUGCAUGGCAGACAUGGGGACCCUGUUCUUGGGGUCCUCGAUUCUGAUGGCUGACCCCUUUGGGCCCCUUCUGGACGAAGAUGAAGAGAGAGCUCUAUCUGAGAGGUCAUCAUCACCUCUCUCCUUCUCUUCAUACUCUGAAUCUUUCUCUUCCCCAUUCUCCUCCCCCUCAGCCCAUGAUCUUGUAGGGUGUAAAGUCGGGUGUGACGUGUCGCUUCCCUGGCUGUCUGCCGAUGAGCAGAUUGAUACUUACGUUGGGGCAGAUCAGAAAGAAGGGGACACGUUUUCUGGCAUGGACUGGAUGUCUGAAAAGAUCGACCUUGCUGACUUUGACCUAGACUCGCUUAUCGGGUCGUGUGAUUUGGAUGAGCCACCCAGCUCUCCAGAAGAGCUCCUUGCAUCCCUGGAGUCUCAAAUGGAUCUGGUCAUGGCACCAUUUUCAUCAGCCACCCAUUCAGUUCCUGAAGAGCUUAACCUGCCUCCUCUUCCACUAGAACUUCCGCUGUCAGAAUCAGAGGUCCACCUGGAGCCUGCUCACACUGAGAUUAAAUCUGAGCCAGAGUCCCCAGCUCCUCCAUCUCCUGCAUUUACCCUUGAGCUGGGUAGUGAGGUCGACAUCCCUAUUUCAGAAAUAGAAAAAGCAGUAGCUGAGACAAGCAGCAGUGAGCAUCAGAUUCCAAGCAUUGUGCUCUCCUUAUCCUCUGCCCAAAUAGUGGUGGUUAUAGCUCCCAAAGAAGAACUGAGCUUUGUGUCUAGCUCAGACCAAUCUGACAGUGGUGUUGAUUCACCCUGUGGUACCCCCCCUCGUGUUCCAAGUCCAGCUCCAUCCUUAAAACCCACCUGCACCUCCAGAACCAAACCCUACUCCAAACCGGUCCUUGACACAGCUAUGCCUGUUGGAAAAGUGAAGUCGGUAUCAGGAAAUUCCAAAGGGGUGGACAAGAAGGUAAAAAAGAUGGAGCAGAAUAAAACGGCAGCUACCCGGUACCGGCAGAAGAAACGGGUGGAGCAAGAGGUACUAAACACAGAGUGUGCUGAGCUGGAGAAUAGGAACAAGGAAUUGUCUGAGAAGGCAGACUCGCUCAGCCGGGAGAUCCAGUACCUUAAGGAUCUCAUUGAAGAAGUCCGGUCAGCCAAGAACCGCAAAAACAAAGCCAAGGCUGACUCGCCCUGAGGCGGAGGAGCUGUGUGAUCUGCAUGAUUAUAAAUAAGAAAGGCAUUGAAGACAAUGUGCUUGCAUGUUUUCCACCCCUUCACAGCACACAAACACCUCGCAGGAUAUUAUAAGGAAAUUGAUUGUAGUUUAGAAUUGUAGUUUAUAGUCACACAACACACAAACCAAACCCGUUCAUCUCCCUUCUUUUAACUUUGUUGCACCUAAACUCUUCAACACAUUUGUCCAGAAAGGGGCCACGUAUAGUGGAUAUCUUGUUACACUGAAUUCUGCUCUUGUUGCUCGACCCUGUUGCGUGUACAUAGCUUCAGUUGCUCUCUCUUGCUUUAUUUAAAAUUGGUGUUUGGUUGCAUUGAUGUAGAACACUGUGCUGAAUCUUUUUUUCUAUUAAAGCUUUAAAACUAAA
Messenger RNA from Trichomycterus rosablanca, 1855 nucleotides. It is a transcript of the gene atf4a, whose product is annotated as activating transcription factor 4a. The record is from RefSeq and is a predicted model, not a curated record. Bases 256 to 1449 code for a protein of 397 amino acids. Lineage: Eukaryota; Metazoa; Chordata; Actinopteri; Siluriformes; Trichomycteridae. Gene Ontology annotation, cellular component: nucleus; ATF1-ATF4 transcription factor complex; ATF4-CREB1 transcription factor complex. Gene Ontology annotation, molecular function: RNA polymerase II transcription regulatory region sequence-specific DNA binding; DNA-binding transcription activator activity, RNA polymerase II-specific. The transcript has 3 exons. Gene Ontology annotation, biological process: regulation of transcription by RNA polymerase II.